UGCUCUUGCUUCGCUUGAGUGGCCCAUUUUUUGACGAAGGCUUAUCCUCAGUCUGCUUACGUAUGCAGCUUGCUAAAUACAACAGUAACAGAUCACACCAUGCGGUUGAUUCUCUUAAUCUCUAACUUUGCCUUGGCGCUAAACGCUGCCUCACUACAUCAUAAAUCCGACUUCAAAUAUCUUGUCACUUUUGGGGACAGCUACACCGAUAAUGGCCGGCUUAGCUACUAUGGAGGCCAUAAUGAUCAGCCACCACCUCCAGGAGUUAUGCAACCAGAGACCAAUGUCACUGCUAGUGGAGGUUUGACAUGGGCACAAUAUGUUAAGAGCAGCACUGGUGCAACUCUUUAUGACUACGCCAUUUCUGGUGCUACUUGUGAUAACAACAAUGUGGCAAGAUGGGCAUCAUUCCUCAAUGCAAACUUUCCUUCAAUUAUCACCGAUGAAAUUCCAUCAUUCAAGAAAGAUCGAAAGACGGCCUUAUACCGUGGCGUAAAUGCGGCAAACACCGUGUACGCUCUUUGGAUAGGAACAAAUGACCUCAGCUUUACUGGGAUCCUCAGCGACUCUCAGGUGGCGGGAACUACUAUUUCAACAUAUAUUGACUGUAUAUGGGCGACAUUUGAUGCCAUCUACGCAGAAGGCGGUCGACGCUUCGUGCUGCUUAAUCUGAAUGCUCUACAGCUGGUGGGAUUAUAUCGUCCUCAGUCUGAUGGAGGCGCAGGCGACAAUCAAUUUUGGCAAAACAAGACAUUAUAUAACCAAACAGAGUACGCACAAAAAAUUCUCGAAUACACUACAUCGUCAAACACCAUUAUAGACUAUGGAGUUCCAUUCUAUCUGCUCGUUAAAAAUCGCUGGCCGGGAGCGAAAAUAUCAGUAUUCGACAUCCAUACCCUUCUUACUGACAUCUACAACAACCCUAAGAAUUAUUUGGAGUCGCCGCACAAUGUCAAGGGAUUUUACCAUCACUGCGAUGUGAAUGGUGCAAAUUGUAAAGAUGGACCAGGCUCGCUUGAUUCUUAUCUGUGGUAUGAUGAGCUUCAUCCUUCAAAUAAGACCGACUCCAUUAUUGCCCAAGAAUUUAUUAAAGUUGUCGCUGGAGACUCUAAAUUUGGAACGUCCUGGGGCCAUUAAUACACAGGCUAUUGGCAUAAGGGGAAAUAGUGUUUUAGGUACUAGUAAUAAAUAAUUGAAAGUUGUUAUAAUUCAC
Messenger RNA from Trichoderma asperellum CBS 433.97, 1213 nucleotides. RefSeq names its product hormone-sensitive lipase HSL (gene AES1). Lineage: Eukaryota; Fungi; Ascomycota; Sordariomycetes; Hypocreales; Hypocreaceae. Gene Ontology annotation, molecular function: hydrolase activity, acting on ester bonds. The record is from RefSeq and is a predicted model, not a curated record.